This is a messenger RNA of Saxophila tyrrhenica, 1935 nucleotides long. RefSeq lists its product as uncharacterized. Lineage: Eukaryota; Fungi; Ascomycota; Dothideomycetes; Mycosphaerellales; Extremaceae. Bases 1 to 1935 code for a protein of 644 amino acids. Gene Ontology annotation, molecular function: acyl-CoA dehydrogenase activity. The transcript is spliced from 3 exons. The record is from RefSeq and is a predicted model, not a curated record.
AUGAAGCCAUCAACGAUCGAUUCAGGCUUUAUCCUCUCUCUACCCAGACUGCCUAACCCAGCUACAUCAGACCCAGCCUACAAAAGGAUAUUGGACUGGUACUUGCCUUUGCAGGUUCUUGAGAAACUGUGGCCGCGUCUGGAGAAGUUCGGUGGAGAAGCGGUCUCUGAUCGAAUAAACGAUCACAUAUCCGAUGCCGAGAAGCAUCCUCCUUAUGUUAAGACCCGAAAUGUCUGGGGUACCAAGUAUCCACACGACAGACUAGUGACAAGUGAAGGGUGGAAGAGGGUAGGGGACUGGGGGAUCCAGAACGGUGUUGUCGCCGCUGGUUACGAAAACGAGUUCGGCCCAUACAGACGCAUCGCCCAACAUGCGCUCAACUACAUCUACAGCGCAUCUUCUACCGUGUACUCAUGUCCGGUCUCAAUGACGAGCGGCGCCGGACGACUGAUGGCGCGCCAACUCGAAGGUCUUCCGCCUCAGCAUCCUUUCCACGAGGUGUACAGACGCAUCACUACUCGUGAUGUAAACGAGAACUGGAUUUCGAGCCAAUGGAUGACUGAGCGUCCGGGAGGCAGCGAUGUCCAAAACUCCGAGACUUUUGCUGUGCACUCACCUCUGCCAUCCCAGGAGAAGACUGGAGACAUGAAUUUUGAAGAGGGAGACUGGCUGGUUUCUGGGUACAAGUUCUUCUGCUCGGCCACUGACUGUGAUGUCGCGUUGAUGCUAGCGAAGACCGAAAGUGGGCAGCUGAGCCUGUUCAUUGCUCCGACGAAGAAGACAGUUCAAAUUCCGGACGGCAGCACACAGCUGGAGACCAACGGCAUCCGCUUUCAUCGACUAAAGAACAAGAUGGGCACGAAGGAACUCCCAACCGCCGAACUCGAGCUUCAGGACGUCCGCGCAUGGAUGGUGGGCCCAGUCGAUCGAGGUAUCGCGACCAUCGCCACAUUGCUGAACGUGACUCGGACGCACAACUUCGUAACAGCGUUGUCGUGCUGGCGCCGGGGCAUGGCGAUAGCCAAAGGUUUCGCCCAGACACGGACAACCAUCGAUCAGCCGCUUUGGACCUUCCCGAUGCACUUGCGACUGCUCGCCGGCAUGGAGGUGAAGUUCCAGGGCCUGUUACAGCUGGCCUUCUUCACAACGUCCCUCCUCAGCUUCGCAGACAAUGGCUUUCCUCCAGACAGGUCGUCAAAGUACGCUCCGUUGCCAGAACCAGGCGAGCAGAUGACCGUGGUGCAGCGGGCGCUUACCGCCGCUGCGAAAGCGGUGAUUUGCAAAGUAAGCUGCAUCGCCCUCCAAGAAUGUCAGGAGGCAAUGGGAGGGGUGGGCUACAUGGACGAGCCGGACGAGCCUGAAAACAACAUCAGCAGACUUUACAGAGACACAGCGGCCAACAUGACUUGGGAAGGGACGACCAAUGUCCUGAGCAGCGAGGUCGUUAGACAUCUGCUGAAUGGCAGAAACCUCGAAAUCUUCAGCACCUGGUUUGAAGGCGCCGUCAUCAGCAGGGUAUCUGAUGCCGACAUUCGGGCCAAGCUUGAGGCUGCGUGGGCGGUCCUCAAGAAGCGCCUUUCGGUGGACAAGGAGGAUCUAGGCGCCGUGUUGGCUGAAGGGAGACAGAUCAUGUUCAGUCUUGCGUGGGUAGUCAGCGGAGGCCUUCUCGCACAUGACGCGCAGCGGGAUGGCAAUGCAGCGGCUGUUGAAGUGUCGCGCCGGUGGGUUUUGGAUGGAGAAGGCGGAGUUGGUGAAUUUGUGAUCCCAGAGGUCAUCCACAGCCAACACAGGCGCGCUGUUGAUGCGAGGAAGCGCCUCAACUGGGACUGCCGCCUGGUAUGGGGUGUUGAAUUGCCGCAAGAUGCUGCGCUGGGAUAUCGGGCGCCAUCCAAGAAGACGAGCGGCGAGCCAGAGAAGAUGGUGGCAAGGUUGUGA